ACCUCGACAGACGGCUGAAAUUUUAAAUAUACAUAUGUACAUAUUUAAAUUGGACUAAACAAUGGUAAAACAAUGCAGGACCUGCAACAGCAGGGAUAUCUCGACCUAUUUCAAUACGCUCGAUGCCGUAAGCAAGGAAUAUGAUGGCAAAACAUAUGCUCAGCUUCUUGCGGAGUUGACAAGUCUUCAUGAUUCAACAAUACUACCGCGAUGGAUAUGUCGCAGCUGCACUCAAAGGCUUAUUGGUGCCUAUGAUUUUGUUCUUCAAGCUCAAGAAGCAAAUGAACAUUUUAUAAACCAUAUGAAAUUGGAGACAGCAUCCGAAGAUGAGAAAUGUUUAGACGAGCAGCCGGUUAUCUUGUGUAGCGUUACUGGUAGAGGAAAGCCAUUAUUGGCUGGGAAACAAAUUCAGCAAACAACAACUAUAGAUCCCUUAGUAUAUCAGGAGGAGGAGCACUUAAGCGACAGUACCAAUUAUGAGCAUAAACUCGAACCGGACGAUGAGCCCCAAAUGCGAAGGGCCGGAGGCAAGUACAAUUGCAAGUUAUGUACAAUGUCUUUUAAAUACUUGCAUAGUCUUAGACGUCACGAGCAAGGAACGCACAAUGGGAGACCCAAGCGUCGGAACAAACGAAAGGAAAAUCGCCGCCUGAUUGACUUUGAUUUGAAUUGCUGUAAAUCAAAUGGUUGCAAAACAAUAGAAUGUAUGAUUUGCUUGCAAAGGUUUGGUAAGGUUUCCCAACUACGAGCACACUUGGAAGCACACCCCACAGAUAUUUCAUUUGAGGCGCAUGGUCAGCCUAUUGCACGCAUUGCCGAGAGCUUUUAUAGAAAAGCAGAGGAGACUACUGCAGAUGACCUAAAGCAGCACAUAUUCGAUGAUCUUGGAGCCGGUAUUUAUUCUCCCUACUACUCCAUUACCAAUGACGUUGGUUAUGAGAUGAGCUUGGAUAGUUCCGACACAGACGGCGAUAAUGACGAGAAAAGCUACGCUUGUGAAUUGUGUGAAUCAGGUACCUGGCCGCGUAAAUUUAUGGUUAAUGAACAUCAUUUAUUGAAUCACUCUUGGCUGGAGGCAACAAACGUCUGUAAAAGAUGUAAUGCACGUUUUGUGAAUGCCGAUUUGUUGUUACAUCACACGAAGACACUGUGUCGCAAUACACAGAAACGCUUUCUAUGCGACGAAUGUCCCCAGCGCUUCUUCUGGCGUCACAAUUAUAGAAUGCACUUGCAGAGUCAUAAGGAAAACAAUGACUUGGCGAUAGAGUGCAAGGACGAGGUGUAUCAGUGUGACAAAUGUGAUCGAAGCUUUGUGGCUAAAAAUUCAUUCACCAAGCAUAUGCGGGAUCAUGAUAAUGAAUCCAUAGUCUGUAAUAUAUGUAAGCGUUCAUUCAAUCGUUUGGCCUUAUUCCACAAACACUUGCUGCGCCACGGCAUCGCCGUUCACGACUUGCCUUUGGCAGAGACAUAUCAAAAGGCUGGUGCGAAGUCAUUCGGUCCGAAGAAAAUUAUUUGUAAGUUAUGCGAUUUGGAAUUUGAAAGAGUAAAAGAGUUGCGCAGCCAUAUUUUAAGUGAACUUGAAGUACAUGAGGAAGCCAAAAACAGUUACAUGAUAGCAACUGAAGUUGGCUUCGAGUUGCAGCUUGACGAUACGGAUAGCGAUGAUAGCGAUUUUUCCACUGAGCAUAAGUUAAAUAUAUACAACUGCGACCUAUGCCAAUUACAAUUUAGGCGGAAAUAUGAAAUCAAUGAUCACCAAAUGAGCAUCCAUGCAUUUGAUGAAAUGCCAUACUCCUGUGGUAAAUGUAUUUUUACCACCGUCAGCAAGAGCAUAUUGGAACAUCAUGUAGAAACGCAAUGCCACAAUGAGGGCAAGAAAUUGGACUGUCCCCAUUGUCAUUUCAAGUUUCAAUAUCAGGAGAAUCUUACCAAGCACAUUCGCACACUUCAUGUCCGCAAGCCAUCGAUGCUUGUAACGGAGUCUUCGAGUCCCCGACCAUUCCAGUGUCCACAGUGCGACCGCACCUUUGCUGUUCAUGGCUGUAUGACAAGGCACAUACGCAAUGUGCAUCAUAGCGAGCAAGUGGCGAUCAAAAAGAGCAAGUACCUUUGCUCACUUUGUGGCUUAGAUGCACUAAGCCCUAGCAAACUGACUAUUCAUAUGCGCCGGCAUACUGGUGAUAAGCCAUUCAAAUGCGAUCUUUGCGAUAAGGCCUAUCCGGUUUACUUCGAACUCAAAGUCCACCGCCGUCAGCAUACGGGUGAGCAGCCAUUCCAAUGUUCAGUUUGUGGCAAGGCUUUCGCACGGCAGGAUAAAUGGAAGCAACAUGUGCUGACACAUGGCAUUAAAAACUAAAUCCAUUCCAUAAUAGAAAUUAGAUCGGAAUUAAUUGUUUAAUUCAUUGAUUGAUUGUACAAUAGCUGUUUUUAGCACAUGAGAGUCGAUCGCCAUUUGUAGAAUACAAUGUUUGCCGUCCUUUCUAAAAUUAUUUUGAAAUAAAGAAUGAAAGUAUGAAACCGGUU
Molecule: messenger RNA, 2523 nt
Organism: Scaptodrosophila lebanonensis
Lineage: Eukaryota; Metazoa; Arthropoda; Insecta; Diptera; Drosophilidae
Product: zinc finger protein 26-like
Exons: 4
Coding region: 62-2356 (764 amino acids)
Biological process (GO): negative regulation of DNA-templated transcription
Cellular component (GO): nucleus
Molecular function (GO): zinc ion binding; RNA polymerase II transcription regulatory region sequence-specific DNA binding; DNA-binding transcription factor activity
Source: RefSeq, a predicted model, not a curated record